Talaromyces proteolyticus is the source of this 1536-nucleotide messenger RNA. RefSeq names its product putative GABA permease. NCBI's taxonomy places the organism in Eukaryota, Fungi, Ascomycota, Eurotiomycetes, Eurotiales, Trichocomaceae. The record is from RefSeq and is a predicted model, not a curated record. The transcript is spliced from 6 exons. Gene Ontology annotation, biological process: transmembrane transport. Bases 1 to 1536 code for a protein of 511 amino acids. Gene Ontology annotation, cellular component: membrane. Gene Ontology annotation, molecular function: transmembrane transporter activity.
AUGUCGGCAGAAUUGGAGAAACGAAUGAGCCCGCCAUCGGACGUGAAGGAGGCUCCGGUUGAGGGCACCAUUAUUGCAGAGGGAAAUGUCGAGGCCGGCGAUAACGAGCUGCUGGCCCAGCUGGGCUACAAGCAGGAAUUGAGACGUCAGUAUUCGACGAUCGAGAUCUUUGCCAUUGCUUUUAGCAUUAUGGCCCUGUUGCCAUCCAUCGCAUCGACUCUGUCGUUUUCGAUUCCGGCAGGACCCGUGGGCAUGGUUUGGGCCGAUCUCGCGAGUGCUAUGCCUACAGCUGGUGGUUUAUACUUCUGGACUCACUACUUUGCGAGUGAGAGGUGGCGUAAUCCGCUCAGUUUUAUAGUCGGGUACAGCAACACUCUGGGCCUGAUAGGUGGUCUUUGCUCGAUUGACUAUGGCUUCGCGCUGAUGCUACUCUCCCUCAUCUCGAUUGCUCGAGAUGGCGAAUGGUCCGCCUCGCGGCCUGUCAUCUAUGCGACCUAUCUCGGUUGUGUGGUGGUUCAUGCGAUUCUAGCAACGUUUUGUGGUCGCAUUAUGAACAAGAUCCAAUCCGUCUGUAUUUUCCUCAAUAUAGGACUCGUCGUCGCCACAGUCAUUGCUUUGCCUAUUGGGAACCAUAAAAAUGGUGUCCCUAUUAACUCUGGCUCCUACGUCUUUGGCGACGUGGAAAAUCUCACCACGUGGCCAACAGGAUGGACCUUCAUACUCGCCUGGCUGUCGCCUAUCUGGACCAUUGGUGCGUUCGAUUCGUGCGUUCACAUGAGCGAGGAGGCCACCCAUGCCAGUCGCGCUGUCCCAAUGGGUAUUAUACUAUCGUGCGGCCUCUGCGGUAUUUUAGGCUUCCUGUCGCUCGCUGUUAUGGUUGCUUGCAUGGACCAAAACCUGAACAACUUGCUCGGCAGCGCAUUCGGCCAGCCAAUGGCUCAAAUAUACUAUGACUCGCUCGGAAAGUCUGGUGCUCUGGGUUUCAUGGCAGUUGUAGCAAUCGUCCAAUUCUUCAUGGGACUGAGUAUUCUUAUCGCGGCAUCCCGCCAAACCUGGGCCUUUUCUCGUGACGGUGCUCUUCCAUUUUCAAAUUUCUUCAGACACGUCAGUAAACGAGUCCUUUAUCAGCCAGUUCGAACCAUCUGGGGUUCUGCCUUCGUAGCCAUCAUUAUCGGCCUAUUGACCCUCAUUGACCAAGCUGCCUCCAACGCCCUCUUCUCUCUCGCCGUCGCCGGCAAUGACCUUGCUUGGGGCGUCCCCAUUCUCUGCCGUUUAAUAUGGGGUGACAAGACAGGUCGUUUCCGUCCUGGCGUGUUCUAUACAGGCUUCCUGAGUAAGCCCAUUGCUAUUACGGCGGUUGCCUACUUGCUGUUUGCAAUUAUUUUGAGCAUGUUCCCAACUGGGGGACCCGAUCCGUCGGCCGAUGAAAUGAACUACACGAUCGUUAUCAAUGGAGCUCUCUGGCUUGGUGCUUGGUUGUAUUAUGUUCUUUUCGCCAGGAAAUGGUACACUGGCCCGAAGACGACUGUUGGAUAA